AUGGAAAAGAGUGAAGAUGAUGCUGAUAGAUGUGGCGAAGGUACUACGAGGAGACGGGAGCAACUGGAGAAAUGUCAACCUCGUCAUUUCCUCACUCCAGCAACUCUCUCACUUCACCCUUCAACGUCUCCAUCGUCAACUACUCGGCGACGACGCGCUCGUCGGCCUUCUCUGCCGUCCAGCCAAUUCAUCCUAGCAGUCAAGAUGAAGUACACCAUUUCGUUCAUCCUGCUUUGCCUGUCUGCUGUCUUGGUACGCGCACAAACACAGACUCUCGUCGACGCGGCGGGACAAACCAUCGUUGAAGUCAUUACGCUUGAUCCAGUCCAAGGUUUACCAACAACACAAACACUGCAAACUCUGCAAGGCGGUGCUGCGCAGCAGACAACAACGACUACUCAACCACUUAACCAAGGGCCUGUAGGUCAGCCUGCGGCUACUACAGCGUUAGUAACGACAUAUGUGUAUACGACUACGGAUGCGUUGGGGGACCCAACUGUCAUCCUUGAUACUUUCACGCCUACCUCUGUCACGGGAACAGUGACUCCCUCGCAAACUUUCACUGGGACGAUCCUCAACUAUAGCAGCUGGUUAAAUAUCGUUGGGACGAACACCGUUGCAGCAGAUACCGCCUCCAGCGCCACGCGUCUCCUACCAUUAUUGCGAAAUUCAUACGCCUGUGCUGCGGGCGCCGCACUGCUCUCGGGAACAUUAGGCGGCGCAUGGCUCGUGUUUGCGUAGUUUGUAGAUCUAACAAAUUAUUUUAAUUUCGCAUAUGUGUCAUUUGCUUUUUCUCUUGCGCUUUUCCUUGUUGUGUAUUGGCUCCCUCGAUUCGGUUUAUAAUCAUCGGAUGGAGGGGUGGAGACGGACGGACUAGUCGAUUUGUUCACUCGCAAAUUUUUAUUAGAACGGAGUGUAAUGUGUUUGCUGCUUUCCUAUGGACAUACACACGAAUUGACGAACGUUACUCAUGACUCUUAUUCAUUUUUAAUCACUCAUCGAUCGCGUCUACAUGUCAACUCCUCGCUUGCCUUUAUCCUUUUGAGCAUGUACAUACAAUUUGCGCCGACUCCCUCCUCUGGCGGGAAGGAUGUGGGGUGACAUGGCGAGGCACAGACGAUUCUCCAAAAUUAAGUUUCG
Molecule: messenger RNA, 1140 nt
Organism: Fomitiporia mediterranea MF3/22
Lineage: Eukaryota; Fungi; Basidiomycota; Agaricomycetes; Hymenochaetales; Hymenochaetaceae
Exons: 5
Coding region: 1-741 (246 amino acids)
Source: RefSeq, a predicted model, not a curated record